AUGCACGGAUACCGAACCUACAACAUGGAGAGCCACCAUGCUCACCACGACAGCAGUCCCGUGGACCAGAAGCCCCUGGUCGUCGACCUGAUGGCCAGCCAAUAUGGCAAGCCCCAGACUCCGCCUCCCUCGCCAAAUGAAUGCCUCUCCAGUCCGGACAACUCCCUGAAUGGCAGCCGCGGCUCAGAGAUUCCCGCUGAUCCCUCGGUGCGUCGCUAUCGCACUGCCUUCACCCGCGACCAGCUGGCCCGCCUGGAGAAGGAGUUCUACAAGGAGAACUAUGUCUCCCGGCCCCGCCGCUGCGAGCUGGCCGCCCAGCUGAACCUGCCCGAGAGCACCAUCAAGGUGUGGUUCCAGAACCGACGCAUGAAGGACAAGCGCCAGCGCAUUGCCGUCGCCUGGCCAUAUGCCGCCGUCUACUCGGAUCCCGCUUUCGCCGCUUCCAUCCUGCAAGCGGCUGCCAAUAGCGUUGGGAUGCCGUAUCCACCAUAUGCUCCAGCCGCCGCCGCCGCCGCUGCAGCCGCCGCUGCUGCCGCCACGAACCCGAUGCUGGGCGGAGGCAUGCCCCCGAUGUCGAUGCCCGGAAUGGGCGGUAUGCCCAUGCCGGGACACGCUGGACAUGCUCCCUCCCCGUACGGACAGUACCGGUAUGCGCCGUAUCAUAUCCCGUCGCGUCCUGCUCCGCCACAUCCCGCCGCCGCUGGCCCUCAUAUGCAUCCGCACAUGAUGGGCACCAGUGUCGCCGCCGCCGCUAGCUCCAGCUACUCGGGUUCAGCUGCCGCCGGCCUGCUGGGAGCCAUGCCCACCUCCGUCUCCGUCUCCGCCUCCGCCUGCUAUCCCAGUCUGAGUGGUAGUGGUGUGCCCAAGACGCAGACACCGCCGCUGGAUCUGCAGUCCUCCUCGUCGCCGCACUCCUCCACGCUCUCCCUGUCGCCGGUGGGCUCUGACCAUGCCAAGGUCUUUGACCGGAGUCCGGCUCCCGUUGCUGCUCCGCCAAUGACCACCACAAGCCCCCUGCCCGCCCCAGGACUGCUGAUGGCCAGCGCCAAGAGGCCCGCCUCCGAUAUGUCGCCGCCACCGGCGACCACAGUGAUUGCGGAGCCCAAGCCCAAGCUGUUCAAGCCCUACAAGACUGAGGCGUAAGCCCUCGAAGAACUCUAAGGAUCCCCUCGA
Molecule: messenger RNA, 1173 nt
Organism: Drosophila serrata
Lineage: Eukaryota; Metazoa; Arthropoda; Insecta; Diptera; Drosophilidae
Gene: eve
Product: homeobox protein even-skipped
Biological process (GO): regulation of transcription by RNA polymerase II
Cellular component (GO): nucleus
Molecular function (GO): DNA-binding transcription factor activity, RNA polymerase II-specific; RNA polymerase II cis-regulatory region sequence-specific DNA binding
Source: RefSeq, a predicted model, not a curated record